Molecule: messenger RNA, 588 nt
Organism: Lolium perenne
Lineage: Eukaryota; Viridiplantae; Streptophyta; Magnoliopsida; Poales; Poaceae
Source: RefSeq, a predicted model, not a curated record
AUGCCUGUCAUGGCAAAGAUCCAGAAACAACACCGCCUUUUCUUUGAGGGAAAGCAGCUCAACGGCAACCUUACAUUGGCUGAUUAUGGCAUCCAGCAUCAAUCCACGCUUGACCUCCAAGAAAGUAUGCAAAUCUACGUAACCGAUACGCUAGCAGACAGGACCAUCACUCUUCAGGUUAACAGCUUAUAUACUAUUGGCAAGGUGAAGGCCGAUAUUGAAAUUUAUGAGGACUUUCCCAAGGGUCAGCAGUGCCUCAUCUUUACCAACAAACAACUGGAGGAUGACCGCACCUUGGAAGACCUCAGCAUUUGCAACGAGUCGACUCUUCUCCUCGUUCUCUACCCGAGCUUGGGAGGUACGAUGCCCAUCUUUGUGAAGACACUAGAUGGAAAGACCAUCGCACUCAAAGUUGAGAGAUCGGAUACCAUCAACAAAGUGAAGAUGAUGAUCUAUGAGGUGGACCGUACUCACCCAAGACAAGUACGCCUCAUCUUUGCUGGCAAGCAGCUGGAGAAUGGCCGCACCCUGGCAGACUAUAACAUUCAGAAGGAAUGUACCCUCCAUUGUGUGCUCUGGAGGGUCUAA